Molecule: messenger RNA, 1012 nt
Organism: Closterium sp. NIES-67
Lineage: Eukaryota; Viridiplantae; Streptophyta; Zygnematophyceae; Desmidiales; Closteriaceae
Source: the annotation of a GenBank genome assembly
AACCAGGUCAGACCUAGAAGUUCCCUACGUGUCACUCGGAGGCCCGAAACGAUCUCGUAGCAGCGCCUUGCCCUACUCCCCUGCAUAAUCCGACCUAUGGAGCUCGCUGUCGGCUCUGCGCCGCUAGCACGGCGUGUCACCGGGCUCUGCAGCGCAGCCCAGACGGCAAGCGCGAAAACCGCGGGAAGCGGCACGGCUUCCGGCUGUCCGAGAUGGACGAUUCCGAGCCGCGCCGCCAGCAGCCGCGCUGCUGGACGUAAAACAGGGGUUAACUGCCGCGCGUCGGUCUCGAGCGGUGCCAGCCGAAACGACGUUUUAGGGCUUGAUCCGUCACUUACUAGCCUCGGCGGCGCGGGUUUCGACGUGGCGGAGGCCAGCCAGUUCCCCGCGACGCGAAUGAGCUCGGAGCAGCAGACGAUGCCGCGGCUGCAGGACAUGGACCCCGCGUCGAUCCUUCUGAGCCAACGAAUUAUCUUCCUGGGCACGCAGGUGGACGAUUUCAGCGCGGACCUCAUAAUCAGCCAGCUACUGCUUCUGGACUCACAGGACCCCACGCGCGACAUCAAGAUGCUGAUCAACUCGCCCGGCGGGUCGGUGACAGCCGGCAUGGGCAUCUACGACGCCAUGAAGCUGUGUCGCGCCGACAUCUCACCAUCUGCUUCGGCCUCGCCGCCUCCAUGGGGGCCUUCCUGCUGGCUACAGGCACCAAGGGCAAGCGGUUCUGCAUGCCGAAUUCGCGGGUCAUGAUUCACCAGCCCCUAGGAGGGGCGCAGGGAUCGGGCCAUAGACGUGGGGCUGCAGGUGCGCGAGAUGAUGUACCACAAGGUGAAGCUCAACAAGAUCCUCUCGCGAGUCACCGGGAAGACAGAGGACCAGGUGAAGCUCAACAAGAUCCUCUCGCGAGUCACCAGGAAGACAGAGGACCAGGUGCGUCGGCCGCUCUACUGGUUCCGCUCCACUUGUUUAUUCGACUCCUGGGAACACCUGUCAUCUCAUCUCUGCUUGCGUUGCU